Molecule: messenger RNA, 6093 nt
Organism: Schistosoma curassoni
Lineage: Eukaryota; Metazoa; Platyhelminthes; Trematoda; Strigeidida; Schistosomatidae
Source: the annotation of a GenBank genome assembly
ACUCCAUUACUGUUAACAUACCUAGGUUCCUGUCUGGAGGAUUUGGUGAUCCCCUGCUACUAGACACGGAAGCCUGUUAAGCGAAAGCUUCUUCUAUUCUGUCCACAACCAUUUGAACCAUUUGAACAUUUUAUUAUGUUACCAAUUUCUUUUUUUCUAAUCUAUUAUAGUUAAUAUACCUAGGUUCCUGCCUGGAGGUAUUGGUGAUUCCCUGCUUGUACACACGGAAGCCUGUUAAGAGAAAGCUUUUUCAAUUCCUUCCACAGCCAUUUGAACCACUUGAAACAAGAGCUAAUAAUGUAUGGUUCCCAUUGAAAUUAAACGCUACUUGAUAGACUUAGAAUAUUAACUGGCUGUGUAGGUGUUUGUUUCAUGUCAACAUUGAUGUACUUAGUUCCUAGACAGUCUCGUAUGUAAUAGCUGAAAUAGCCAGGUUGAGGUCUAUUUUCUGUUUUGAUCAGUGUUUCGUUUUAUCCUGUUCCUCAGUGUUAUUAGAAUUUUACUGAUAUAUCUGAAUCUAAACAUUUGCAUUAAUUUACAAGGAGAGGUUUUAUUUUUUCACUUGAUUGGCUACCUGAUCCUUUUUUUGCUAUAAGCCAGUUUUUCAAAAAUCCUUUCAUGUAACCCCAACCGUUUCUAAGUUAUGUCGCCUAACUACUGGGGACGAUUAUCACGUAGACCCCGACUAGAAAGUUUUAUCUCCGUAUGGCUCAAACCAACAAUAAAUCAAUUCGUUUGUUAUUCGCCUCUGGCUUACCUUUAACGUACUAUAUCAGCCAGAACAGAACAUUUGGGAAGACGGUAACUAAGGUUUCGGAACACCAAUUUGAACCCCCUUAAUCAAUAUAGAUUUAUGAAACCGUCAUUCAACUUGCCAUUUCUUCCUAGAACCUUACGUUUAACAUCAACAUCACAUAAUUAGGAAUUUAAUCAGUAGUGCUUGGAAAUAUGAUGAGAUACCUGCGAGUCCUUUUUCUUUCUAGUGGUGGACAGUUGCACAAAACCAUUCCAUGGGAUACUAUAUCCUCUUUAAGUCGAGGUCAUUUGCAUGUUAAUGAGCAUGCACGUGUUCUAAAAUUCGACUGUAAAUAUUCGAUCGGUACUGCUAUGAUCAGAGGUGAUACCUGUCUGCUUUAUUUCAGGUUAUUUAUUCCUGAGCUCCGGUGGUUUGGGCGGACAUUAAAGCUAAGAUCCUAAAAACCGGUUCAGUGGAACGAACUUCUUUAGCGUUAUUUAUUUUCUUACAGAAUGGGACAAUCGAAACUAGUUGGGUAAAAUCUCAUCCAGCUCCAGUAGUUUUAUUAACAACCAUGUUUAACUGACCAUAACUUCUAGAAAUCUCUACGGUUAACUUGUCGGGGUCCUUAGUUCUAGGCUGUCUCAAGUUGAUUAUAGCUGUUGGGUGCUGCUCAUGAAACAUGUACAGACCAUCGGAGCCAGUGUUUCGAAAUAAUGACACCAAUUAAGCAACCAGAAUUUACGGAAAUAUGUUCCCAAAAUUGGUUUUUUAACCCAGCAACACUUCUUUGAGAAGUAAUAGUGUUAAGCGAAUUCAUUACCUAAGAACUGAGCAGUAUUCAAACUCUAUGAUUCUUGUCGUAAUUUGUUAUAUAUUAAGCCACUCUUUUGGAUGUUCAUGUAGGCUGCUUCAAGAUUUAUAUAAGAAUCAAAUGUUUAUCCUGUGUUGAUUGAUGUGGAACUUGAAACGGUCACGACAAGUUAUGUAGUAUCGUUGUUUUUAUGUUUUCAGAAACUGAAUAGCUAUAAUUAUUCAACACGAACCUGUUCAUACAACUGUUAUUCAUAUGACCUAUGCUAACUAGUCAUCAACCGUUAAGUGACCUGGUACGAUUACAAGCAGAUAAAUCUUGAAAAUAAAUACUGCAUUCCUAACAUUUCUUUAUCAUCACGAAUUAUUAAACAGUAACUUCAUCUAGGAAAGAGUUGUAACCCUGCAAAAGGUUACUGCAUAGCUCUUGUUCUAAUUCUCAUAUUAUUGUUAUCGUGUCAUUGUUCGACUAGUAGUGUUAUUAUUGUAUUAUUAUUUCUUUCUUGCAGUUAUGGUAAAUCUUUGGUGAAAGGGAAACAAUAUCACGACUGAUGAUUUGAUUCUCACAACCACCUUUUUUAUCGUUUGUAUUUAUGCAAUAUUACAAUAAACACUAUCACUACGUCUGCUGUUUUCAACUUGUGCUCACAAUAGCAGUUAUCAUUUAAACUUUAUAAUUUAUAAUUCAACUCAUCAUUUUUGUGAAUUCCACCAAUUUGUAAAAUGGACUGUCCAAUUGAAGAUAUCGAUAAGAAAGAUCCAGUUGUAGAACAAAAUACUGACGUAAAUUUCGUUUAUAAUGAUACUGAUGAAUACAGUGUAGAAAUUGCUGAAUUAUAUAGUUAUUCUGAAGAGCCUGAAUUUCAUUUAAAUCGUGAAUGUUUUGAAAAAGAUUUUCAUAAAUUUGUUUCUGUCAAAUGGUUUGAGGCUAGCAAUGCUGAACGUCAUUCACAUAUUCAACGAUUAUUAGAUCAUUUAGAGUCUAGUGAUUGUGAAAUACGUCAGAGAGCUACACGAUCACUGUUGUACUUGUUACAAGGGAAUUUUGGUGAUUGUGAAUUAGAGGAAGAUCAAAUAACAUGGGCUAGACAUAAUGUUUAUUUAUGCAUUGAAUCAGGUUUAUUACAAGCUAUUAUAGAACUUUUAUUGUUCGAAACUCACUAUGAUUCAUGGGGUGUAAAUUCAGUUGGAAAUGAUCCAGCAACUAACACUACUUGUAAUGGAUCAACUAAACUCAGUCAAUCUACAGCAGCAACAACUAUAAUUGAUACAAAUCAAAAUUCAACAGUUACAUCAACUCGACAAUCAAAUGUUACAAUGAAAGAUAGUGCAAAUCUCCGUGUUUUAUUGUCUAUUCUAUAUAUUAUGGUUGAAACUGUUCGUGAUGGAAUGUUAACAGAUCAUGCACAACAAACUGUUUCAGCAGAUGAUAAACAUAUGUCAAUAACAACAAAUCAAGCCAGUAACGAUCCAAUGGCGAAACUGAGAGAACAGUUUGUGGAAGAUUUAGCCAUGCCUAUUGAAAAAGACGGUGAUCUCACAUUGACUGCUGUACUAUUUGGCAUGAUUCAUCGUUUUUGCAGUGGUAUUGAUCCACAUUUUCCAAUGAAAAAAGUUCUCUUGUUACUUUGGAAAGUUUUACUAAUAACACUGGGUCCUUUGAGCAGCUUAUUGGUACGUAAAAAUCAAGCACGUGCUCGUUAUGGUUUACCACCAGUUUCGGAGGAUUCUACACAUGUAAUUCAAAAAGUUCGUGCAAGUAGCCCACCUGUAAUGUGUAUUACAGAUCAAGUACUUUCUAGAAUGCAGCGUAAUAACACUAAUAAUAUUAAUAAUAACAAUCGACAUCCCAUCAUAAGUCAAUCAAAUCAAUCUCCUCGACAAGGUAGUUUAGCUGGAGGUCGUUUGGCGUUUGAACAACAGCAACAACAACAGUCUGUUGUCACUUCAGUGACUUUUCCAUUCUCAGCUGAUUCUUCUAAACUUCCUAUCAUUCAGAGUCAAUCACAAUCAACUGAGGCGUUUUCAACAACUUCAGGUUUUGAUACACCUCGACCAAGUUCACCUGUGUCAUCAGAUGCUACUAAUCGUGAUGAUGGAACAACUAAUCGUGAUACAAGUGAACUGUUAAGCUCAUCUAAUUUAAAUCAACCAAAUUUCAAUCAUCAUCAAGUUAUCCUACCAGGAUUAUCGAAUUUAUAUAUGGAUGAGAAGAGUUUACCAUGGAAACCGAAAGUAAAAAAGAAGGAUUUAGAGGCAUUUCUAACGAGUGUUCGCUUGAAAUUUAUUGGUUUUCAUGUUCCUAAUGAUAUAAUCUCUUUGGCUGGUCUUCCUGAACCAAUUCAUGAAGCUGUACGUGUAAUGCGUGAACAUCUUUAUAUUUCAUUAGGUGAAAUGCAAAUUGAACGAGAAAAUGAAAUUGCUCAAAAUCCUCUAUCUAUGGUAGGACAGUCUAUACCAGAUACACCAGUUGAACGACUCUAUCGUUCUAUGUAUCCUUUACUGCCACAAUAUAUGAUUGCUUUACUGAAGGUUCUGUUAGCUGCUAGUCCUACUUCACGUACAAAAACAGAAUCUAUCAAUAUUUUAGCUGAAAUGACACCUGAAACAAUGCCAGCUGAUGGAACCGAAGAGACUAUACUUGAUAGUGAUAAUAAACGUCAUCGUGAAAUUAUUGUUAAAGCAAUAUCAGCUUUAUUAUUAUUACUAUUGAAACAUUUUAAAUUGAAUCAUAUUUAUCAAUUUGAAUAUGUUUCACAGUAUUUAGUUUUUGCUAAUUGUAUACCAUUGAUUUUGAAAUUUUUCAAUCAAGAAAUUACAUUUUAUAUUACAUCGAAAAAUACACUUUCUUGUUUAGAAUUCCCAGCUCGUCUAAUUGGGGAACAAGAAGCAUUAUCGAUCGAUAUGGUUUUUGGUGAUUGGGUUUCGUGUUGUUGGCGUAAUAUGUUUUCAUGUAUUAAUCUAUUAAGGAUUUUGAAUAUGUUAACUAAAUGGAAACAUUCAAGAAUUAUGCUUCUCGUAGUCUUUAAAUCUGCGCCUAUUCUAAAACGUGCACUACGUGUUAGACAUGCAAUGCUUCAAUUGUAUGUAUUAAAAUUAUUAAAAUUACAAAGUCGUUAUUUUGGUCGUCAAUGGCGUAAAAAUAAUAUGUCAAUUAUGUCAGCUAUUUAUCAAAAAGUUAGACAUCGAUUAACAGAUGACUGGGCUUAUGGAAAUGAUGUUGAUGCAUUACCAUGGCAAUUUCAAGUUGAAGAAUGUUCAUUACGUACUAAUGUAGAUCAAUUUAAUCAACGUCGUUAUUCGGAUAAUUGGUUUGAUCCAGAAUAUAAACCAGUUGAUAAUUGUUUAAUGAGUGUACUUAGUCAAUCAAUAGAAUUAUCUAAUGAAUUUAAAGAAAAUUAUGAAAAAUGGCUUGAAGAAGAAGUGUUCUCAGUACCAAUUAAUUGGUCACAUGUAUUAGCUCAUUAAAAAAAAAACAACUGUGUAUCUUCCUUCUUUUUUUUCUUGCAAAAAAAAAAGGAAAUCAUAAUACCGGUUUGUGUUUUCACUUCAAAUGAAAGGUAUCAUUAAUAGUACUAAGUAAACAAAUAUUCAGUGCAAUGUAAGACCCGUUUUGUUUUAUAUCUAAAUAUAUAACUUAUGAAAAAACGUCUUAUGAUUCUUUCAUUCGCUAGGAACACUUCUAGAACCACUGUUGGUCACAAAUCCGAAUAAAGUGUUGGGCAGGUAUUAGCAGCUUUAUUGAUCAUCUGCACAAUAUGGGAGAACGGAAAAACUAUUCAAGUAGCUGCAGGAAUGAAAAGAUACAACCUGGCGGUGCUUAAAAUCAGGCAGGCUGGAUAGGAAAGACUAUUUUCGAGCGAGGUACUAUUGUACGUUGGUCAUGAAGAGAAAACUCCCACUUCGAUUAUGUAUAAAUCGGACAGCUUAUAAGAAAUGACCAAAUUCACUAUUUUAGUCGGACAUUCAGGCAGUAUCCCAGCGCACAAACAAAUCGAAUGAUGAAGUGUGGCGCAUAUAUAUUUGGUGCCUCCUAGUACCAAUAUUUGUGUUUAAAUAAAUAAAUGUCUCAGUCAAGCUGUACAACUUACGUUAGUCCAAAUUUCACACCUUAUUUCAGCAUGACGACAAUCAAGAGAGAAAUAACAACUCCAAUAAAUGGUGGAACAUGAAAAAUACUAUUUAGCGGACAAAAUAAUUUGAGAACAUGAAAUGCAAGAACAGUUUGAAUAUCUAAAUAAUGUGUAAAUUACAAGGUUGAAAGAGCUUAUUUGACAAUAUGACUUGAUACCAGUCUGGACAUUUGUUCAAUACACUGCAUAGAUUACAUGAUGCAGAAACUAACGUUUGAGAACUCCUUUAGACUAUACAAACAUUCAUUGACGUAAUUCACGUGCAGUUACACAACUUUAUAACCCAGAGUUGCCGCUUAUAGAAACCGACCGAAUUGACAAUUCGAACCCUGUUAAACCUAUUCCAGUUUGGGCAAAUGGAUAAUAUCACAAACCUUCAAAUACUUAGACCGUACCUGUUAACGAUUUCAA